UAUGGGUAAUUGCAAUAUCUACGGUUAAGAGAUAGAAGAAGAAGAUUUAAGUAUAAUUUAGUCGUUAUCUUAGAUCAAUCAUCGAGGAAUUUUGAAUUUUUGGAACUUUUGGGAUAGGGAAAUUUUGGAAAAGUUUGGAAGGUUCAAAGGAAAAAGACUAAGGAAUACUUCGCUAUGAAGGUCAUGGAGAAGGAAUUGUAAGUAUAUCCAAAAUAUUUAGAAUAAUAAGGAGAUCAUAUGCUACUGUUGUGAUGUAGGAACAAAACAUACUCACUUCUAUUAGACAUCCCUUUUUAGUUAAUCUCAUUUCAUCUUUCUAAGAUAAAAAAAGAUUAUACUUAACACUUGAUCUAUUGACAGGAGGAGACUUUAGAUAACACUUAAACUACAAUAAGGUGUUUUCAGAAGAAUAAACAAGUAAAAUUCUUAAACUAUGAAAGAAUUCUUCAUAGCCUGCAUAAUAGUAGCCUUAGAUUAUCUUCAUUCCCAAGGCAUCAUUCAUAGAGACCUUAAACCUGAAAAUUUGGUCAUGGAUCAUAGAGGCUAUCUGAGAUUAACAGAUUUUGGUUUAGCCUCAAUUUGGAGGCCGAACAAUUCCCAAGAGAUAAAUGGAACUUUGGGCUACAUAGCACCAGAAAUUAUGUGCAAAUAAAACCAUGGAAUAGCUGUUGAUUACUUUGCAUUGGGUGUUAUAGCUUAUGAAUGUAUGUUUGGGAAGAGACCAUACAGAGGAGCAAAUGCAAAUCAAAUUAGGGAUUUAUUGCUAUCGAAAUAAGUUUAAAUUAAACAAUCCCAGCUUCCAAUCGGCUGGAGCUUAGAGGCUGGAGACUUUAUAAAUAAAGUAUCUUCAAAAAUUUAAAAUUAGCUAAUAUAAAGAAAACCAGAAAAUAGGCUCGGUGCCAAUUCUCCAAGUGAUGUUAAGAAUCAUAGAUGGUUUUAAAAUUUCAACUGGCAGAAUUUACAAUCUAAAAUUAUGAUUCCACCUUAUUAACCGAAAAAAAAAUUUAGUUGUGUGGAAAAUAGUUAAUAAUGUUAUGAGAACAAAAAAUAGAUCAGCAAAAUAAUUUUAAUUGAUUAGCAAUAAUGUAUAAAUCAAUUUAAACCUUUAGCUUAAUUCGAAGGGUAUUGCUUUUAAGCUGAAUAAAUAAGGAAUAAAGUAUGA
This is a messenger RNA of Paramecium octaurelia, 1162 nucleotides long. Lineage: Eukaryota; Ciliophora; Oligohymenophorea; Peniculida; Parameciidae. The record is from the annotation of a GenBank genome assembly.